Molecule: messenger RNA, 961 nt
Organism: Solanum lycopersicum (tomato)
Lineage: Eukaryota; Viridiplantae; Streptophyta; Magnoliopsida; Solanales; Solanaceae
Product: lectin
Source: RefSeq, a predicted model, not a curated record
AAUUUCAUAGAGAAUAAAAACGCUUUCUAGCUUCUUUAAAGCCCAAUUUCAUAAUUAUUAUAAAGUAUUUAUGAGAAAUAUGGGUCAGAGUCUUUGUUGCAAUAAUUAUAUUUGUACUAAAAGUGCAAACGUUGAUAACAAUACAAAUGUGCAAAUUAGUUAUACAUAUGAUCUAAAUGAUCUUCCACACAAGUGCUCAGAAAUACUAAAAGAUCAUGCAUCUAUGGAUGUCAAUACUUACUGCAAAGACAAACUUUAUGACAUGCUCCAUAAAGGAAUAGUCUUUUCAGAUGGCAAAACCAAGUAUUGGGUGGAUAAAGAGACGGGAAAAAAUUGUUUCAUGGUAUUUGCAAAAAAUCUCACAAUUUUGGAUCAAAUGGAUCAUCGUAAGUGGACAUGGCAGAUAUCAAAAGAAUCUUACAGAGACAUGAGCGCGGAAAUGGCAGUGAUGGGAAAAGUGAAGACACUUUCAGUUCAUGGGAGCUUUAACACGGAAUUUCUUUCACCAGACACGAAAUAUAAAGUUGAAUUUGUGUUACGAUUGAAAAAAGGGAAACAUGUUACUGGAUGGAGUAAAAAUCCAGUUAGAAGUGUAUUAAUACCACCAGAAAAGACAUGGAAUGAAGCUAUACAAAAUAAAGUUAAUUUAGCAGAAAAAGGCUCUCAGAAAUCAUUUGAAAUUUUAGCUGGGGAAUUCUUCAAUCCACAAUUUAAUUCCCAUGGGGAAAUUCAGUUCUAUCUAGAUGAAGGCAAGGAAUGGAAAACAGGUCUUGUUAUCAAAGGUGUUAAAAUUACACCCCUCAUUUGAAUAAUUGACCUACACAUUCAUUAAGAUAUUUAUGUUAUGUUAUCUCAAUGUAUUAUGUUGGAUAUACAAUAAGGUCAGUCUAUGUGGUGUUGUAGAUAGGUGAUUUUUCUUCCAAACAAGUACAUUAGGAGAAACAAAGGGGGAAGGGCAAAA